AGUUUUUGUCACUCAAUACAACUAAUAUCAGAUUUCGUUUCUUAUUUUGAUAUCCGGCAUUAUGAAUGAUCCUGGAGAUUGUACGAAUUUAGACAUAAUGCACCCUGAGUUACUAACUCAGGAGCAAAUUGUAGCUGUUCUUACAAAGCGGCAAAUAAAACUUGAAUCUGAAGAUAAAGCGGUCUUGUUAGAAUUAUUUAAAGCUCACAUUUUACCCCAACCGCAACGACAAUAUAGAGAAAAUAGAAGAGGGAAAAAAAAUAUCAAUAAGAGAAAGAGCCAGCAGGCAGAUGAAAAUGAAUUCUCUGUCAAAAAGGCUAAAUUAUCAAGUAAAGAAUCACCAAGGCUAUUUGUUCCAUUCACACCUGAAAGUCAAAAAUGUAUUCCGCCCUCUCAAAUAAAUAAGGACAGAAAAGUAAUACAACUCAGUAGUCCAGGAAAAUCAAGCAAACGACAGAAAAUGGGAUUAAUAGAAGUGUCCAAAGUUCGUAUGUUUUCGGGAUGGCAAAAGGUCUUUAGCCAUGAAAGUUCAGUCCUUAAGUGUAAGAUGAACUUUGGAAUUUACCUCCCACAAACAUCGGAAACCAAAAAAGUUCCAGUUAUUUAUUGGCUGUCUGGUUUAACUUGCACUGAGCAAAAUUUCGUUACAAAAGCAGGGGCUCAGAAAUAUGCCAAUGAAGAGGGUAUUGCAAUAGUCGCACCCGACACCAGUCCUCGAGGAUGUAAUAUCGAAGGAGAAGAAGAGUCGUGGGAUUUUGGAACCGGAGCCGGUUUCUAUGUUGAUGCAACUGAAGAAAAAUGGAGAAAUAAUUAUAGGAUGUACUCUUACAUAACUGAAGAACUACCAAAAAUUAUUGGUGGAAACUUCCCUGUUGACACUAGUAAUGCUUCUAUUAUGGGUCACAGUAUGGGCGGACAUGGGGCUUUAACAAUAUUUUUCAAAAACGCUGAUAAGUUUAAGAGCGUUUCCGCCUUUGCUCCUAUUUGUAAUCCGAUUGAAUGUCCAUGGGGUCAAAAAGCUUUUAACGGGUACUUGGGACAAAACAAGGAAACUUGGAAGAACUACGAUGCUUGUGAAAUGGCUAAGAACUUUAAUGGUUCUCUAAAAAUACCAAUUUUAGUUGAUCAAGGAAAAGCAGAUUCUUUUCUUCUCCAAAAACAGCUUCUUCCUGAAAAUUUGGAGAAAGUUUGUUCCGAUAAAAAUCUACCAGUGACUAUUAGAAUGCAAAAUGAAUACGAUCAUAGUUAUUUCUUUAUUGCAACAUUCAUUGAAGAUCAUAUUAAGCAUCAUUCUCAAGUCUUAAAUGGAAAACUAUAA
Molecule: messenger RNA, 1318 nt
Organism: Dimorphilus gyrociliatus
Lineage: Eukaryota; Metazoa; Annelida; Polychaeta; Dinophilidae
Source: the annotation of a GenBank genome assembly